CAGGACAAAAUGAGAUUGGUAAAAACAAAGGAAUACAUUUUAACAGGAUCUUUAUUAUGAAUUUGUUUUUAAAUCUUAUUAGACUUUGUAUACGCCAGAAGUGUAAUCGUUUUUCAAUUUGUUUGAAAUGUCAAAUUAUCGAUGAACGAACUCAGAAUUGUAGUUGUUAUUGACUGACGUGUAAUGUUUCCAACGGCUUACACUGAAGAUAUCGCACAGGUCACGUCACUGAAGAAGAAACCAGGUGUUACUAGCGAUGUGCAUAACUCGGUUGAAAAUACACAAAUCGUCAAACACCAAAACAACAGGGAGCUAACACUCAAUAUGUUAGUUAAAGAAAUGGUUUUCUGCAUAGCUCUUGCACUGACAACUUAUGGAGCUCUUCAUAAUUCGCCAACAAAAAUUUCAAAUCAUCCUCAGGCUGUAAGAUUUUUUGACUAUGAUUCUGUAGUCACAGAUUGGUACAGAGGUCAGCUCAGUAAAGCCCUUACAGUCAUCAAUAGUGUGGAUAUAUCGUUUGUCAUGUAUUAUGCACCUUGGGAUGCUGAGUCACAAUAUGUUCGGGGAGAGUUUGAAAAAGCUGCGUCAGUUUUAAGUAAAAGAGUACAUUUUUCUGCAAUCAACUGUUGGAAUCCUGGCAGUGAAUGUCGUUUACAACAUAACAAAAUACCAUCAUGGCCUAUUUUGAUGGCUUAUACAGUCACAUCAAGAGGUGUACUUUACAAAGGUCCUCGAGAUGCUCACAGUAUGGUAAAAUUUUUAAGAUUAAUAAUGUACCCACUUAAAAGGGUGUCAUCAACAGAAGACCUUGUUAAUAUGCUUUCCAUGUGUGAAGCAGUGGCAGUUGCUUACACACCCCUCAAGGAUACAUCAAAGUACUAUAACAUUUGGUAUUAUGUAGCACUCAAAUCUAGAGAGUAUGACACUAUUGGUGAGAUCUGUUUUGCAACAGUCACAUCUGAAGAUUUGGCGGCAGAAUUAGGAGUUGAAACUCUACCAAAUGCUCGUCUCAUGCUGUGGAAUGAUACUAAGGAAUAUAUUACUGAAGAUCAUAUGCAGCUAUGGAAUGAAUCUUCUCUUCUGCAAUGGGUCUUAGAAAACUUCACUCAACCGGUAGCUAGAAUCAUACCAAUGUGGAAAAAAGCGUUUAGUUUCGAAAAAUAUGCAGACGGAAAUCCUAUUUUAAUGUUAUUUACACCACUUAAUCCAUUGUACCAACAAUUACCUACAUAUGAUUUGUUGCGUGAAGUUGCUAUGGAAUAUUAUAAUUGUAAUAAUAAUGAAACUAGCCAAUGGAUAUCAGAACUGAUAAAAUUGCAACAAGUGCAGAGGUUACUAUACCAACAGAAAGACUUCAAAAAAUAUUGUCAAGAGUAUAAAUUCAGAAAACCUGCUAGAAAAUCUCAUAAAGAUUAUAAAAAAGAAGUAAUAUCACAAAAUAAUAAAUACCCUUGGAAUAAUAUAACUCAAAAGAAUCAGAAAAGUGAAACAUUUACUUCCCUCUUACGGAAAGGAUUAGAUAUAUCAAAAUCAAUAAAAAAUAUUGAUGAUGAAUCUGAAAUGAUAUCUACUUUAGCUUUACUUCAUCAAUGUGAUACCACUGGCAUGCCGGUUGAAAAAGAAUUCAAUGAAAUAUACGAAAAAUGUGAAAAAUAUGAAGAAAACUUGAACAACGAAGAAGAAAUGAAGAAUAGAGAUUCAAGUUUCCAAACAUCAAUGUUGCCAUUUGAAGAUGAUCCUUUGUCACCAGAAAAUCUUGUACAAGAUAGUGUGAAGGAUUUCUGUAAAGUAUUUAAAUUUGCCAAUGAAAUCGGCAAUCCAGUGGCGCCGGCCAAAGUUCAUGGUUCUCGUAGCGUCACUCGAGUUGAAGGCCUUGCUUGUAAAAAAAACUUUACAUUGCACAUUUUAGCCAUUGACAGUGUUAGAAAUCACCACUUUGCCGAGUUCCUGGGAGUUGAUAUCAGGAAAAUGAAAGAUAUGACUGCUGCCAUCAUUUUGGAUACCAAGUUAGAGACUCAGUAUGUUUUAUCAGAAGAGUACAGUGCCAAAUCCGUCAGAGAUUUUAUUUAUAAUUACACUUACAAGAACAUUAAACGUUCGCUGCGAACGCACGUGGAGGACGCGUCUCACACACACUACUACGGAUCCGACGGGGAUUCCCCGGGCGUAGCGGAGAACCACCGCAAUGAAAGCGUUAUAACCGUAGUCGAUCUCACUACUAGGACUUUCAGGAAAAUUGUCAGGACACCGGGAACGGUGAGUCUCGUAGCCGUAUGCGGCGGUGCUUGUACCGCUUCGACGACGCGAGCUCUAUUGGAAGCAGCGCGCCUGUUAUCCGCCUGUGAAUUGGCCGUAACGCCGGCGCGGCUGGACGCGAUCCGUCACGAUCUGCCGUGGCACUACACCGUACACCACUACCCGACUGUGUUCGUGUUCCCUCCGGAUAGGGUCCGCGAGGCUGAUAGCAGAGCAUAUCCGCCUGGUGCUCGCGUCACGUCGAGCGGAUUGGUGGCACUGGCACUUCGGGCACUGGGGCCGCUGCAGCAUCUGCGGGUGCGGCUGGCGUUAUGCGCCAAUACAAAGAUAUCUGUGGAUAAAAAAGUAUGCUUACGAGACAUCAGAGAGCAUGUGACGACAUUCAUAGCCAGAAAUCUUAAGUAUUGGCGUCGCACCUCACACACAGAACUUAAAGACGCCUUUCUUAAAAGACUGCAGAAUCUACAUGAUGUAUCAUUAAAAUUAAGCUUACUUCAUACGUCAGAUCUAAAUGGAAAUAGUGAUAUACAGAGGAGUUUAUUAGAUUCACUUAGUAUUUUAACCAAAAGUUGGGAUUUUGAUCUAUCUUUAUUAAGAAAAAAUGUCAAGUUAAUAAAUAACGCUACUACAAGUUGAUAUUCAAAUAUAUAUCAUGCAAUUGUAAAUAGUGUACAUUGCUCAUUUUAUAAAGUACCUAUGUAUGUUAUUUAUUUUUAGAAAAGAAAAUAUUAUUAAUAUGUUGACAAAAAAGUCACUUAAAUUUAUUGGUUUUAUUGAUACUUAUUUCUUACAUGGUUCUGUCAUCAACAUCGUUAUCAGUCUAGUCUUAG
This is a messenger RNA of Chilo suppressalis (striped riceborer), 3086 nucleotides long. NCBI's taxonomy places the organism in Eukaryota, Metazoa, Arthropoda, Insecta, Lepidoptera, Crambidae. The record is from the annotation of a GenBank genome assembly.